ACCACUUCGGUUUCAUUCUUUUUCUUUCCUUGGGCGAAAAAGUCAUGAAUGGCCUCUUUGACUCGAAUUAUUUUUUUCUCUUGUUCAGUCAUGCAUGACUUCACGGACUUGAUCAAGUAUGCAUGUUCCUGCAGGCCAAAAGCAACGAAGGUGCUCCUCUCUUAAAUUAUUUAUAUAGUAGCCACCCUCACACUAGCCUUUCAAGCUAGGAAAACUGAAAUGGUGGUAGCAAUCAAGUAAAUUAUCAACUAGCAAAGUUGAAACUUGGAAGCCAGAGAGGGGAGUCACCAAAGAAAGAGAUGAAGCUCAAAUUGUUUGUACAUCGUCUAUCUCAGCCAUCCCGUGCAGUUCUCAUCUUCUGCAAGUUAAACAAAAUAGAGUUUGAGGAAGUCCAAAUUGAUCUCUCUAAAGGCGAGCACUUGUCUCCUGAAUUUAAAGAAAUCAAUCCCAUGCACAAAGUGCCAGCCAUGGAAGUGGAUGGAGGAUUUAAGCUCUUUGAGAGUCAUGCAAUUCUACGAUUUCUGGCUUGUGCUUCUCCUGGAGUUGCAGAUCAUUGGUACCCAGCAGACCUGUUCAAACGAGCUGAGAUCAACUCAGUUUUAGACUGGCAUCACGCCAAUCUACGACAUGGUUCAGCUGGAUUAGUCUUCCAUAGCAAACUGGCACCACUUUUUGGUCUGCCUUCGGAUGUACAAGCAGCAGCUGAGUGCGAAAAAGUGCUCUCAGCUUCUCUUGCAAAGAUCGAGUCCUUUUGGCUAAAGGAGGAAGGACAAUUUCUGCUGGGAAAUUCCAAACCUUCAAUUGCAGACCUGAGUUUGGUCUGUGAAACCAUGCAACUUGAGGCCUUGGAUGAGAAGGUUCGUCAACGGUUAUUAGACCCACAUGAGAAAGUUCGGAAGUGGGUGGAUGAUACAAGGAAUGCAAUGCAACCUUACUUUGGAGAAAUUCAUGGCGUCCUAUUUCAAUUGAAAGACAAACUAAAGGAGAUGGAGUCUGAUGAGUGAUGAGGCAAAUUAAAAUAAACUGACGUAUAGUCUGCUUAAAGUAAAACAGAUGCGGCAUUGCAGCUAUCUGUUUAGUUCCCUCAGUAUGAUUUCCAGGUUCUUUAAACCUUGAACAACCAUAUGAUUACGUGCAACGUUGUGUAAGUUUGAGUUACA
Molecule: messenger RNA, 1160 nt
Organism: Coffea arabica (coffee)
Lineage: Eukaryota; Viridiplantae; Streptophyta; Magnoliopsida; Gentianales; Rubiaceae
Product: glutathione S-transferase T1-like
Source: RefSeq, a predicted model, not a curated record